Molecule: messenger RNA, 920 nt
Organism: Macadamia integrifolia
Lineage: Eukaryota; Viridiplantae; Streptophyta; Magnoliopsida; Proteales; Proteaceae
Product: E3 ubiquitin-protein ligase RGLG2-like
Exons: 6
Coding region: 1-804 (267 amino acids)
Source: RefSeq, a predicted model, not a curated record
AUGGGUUGGAACAUGGACCUUAUAUACAAUGUUAUGCAGGUUUGGGCAUGGGAGUUUAUUGAGAAGUUGGAUCCACCUAACUUGGGAACUUGGGGUACAGAGAUACGUGUUCAGAAAUGGCUAUGGUUACAGGGAUACAGCAACAAGAUGGCUUCAGGCAUAUUUCUGGGGAUAACUGAAAUAUUAUCGUUUGGGGAUGCAAACCUUAUUGAUAUAAUUUUUCUGAUUAUUUUUCCACCUAGGUAUAUAAAUCUCUUAGGUAUGGGGAAUACAGAAUCAGCGGACUAUUCAUAUGAUGAUGAAAUUCGGCAGCGACCUCCUCCUUAUGCAGGGAGUUCUGAAUAUGAUCAAACUUGGCAGCAACCUCCUUACACAGGGAGUUCUGAGGUUCACAACUAUCAGAACAUGUGGCGGCAAUCCACUUACAUACCAGAUAAUUUCAGCUCUCUGGAUGAGGUUAUUUCUGCACUAAGAGAUGCUGGUCUUCAGUCAUCAAAUUUAAUCCUUGGUAUUGACUUUACAAAGAGCAAUGAGUGGACAGGUAAGUAUUCAUUCAAUAGGAGAAGCCUCCAUACAAUUGGAAGCAUUCCUAACCCAUAUGAGCAAGCUAUUUCUGUAAUUGGCCGCACAUUGUCCCCUUUUGAUGAGGAUAAUUUGAUACCUUGUUUUGGAUUUGGUGAUGCAUCAACACAUGAUAAAUAUGUGUUCAGCUUCUUUACUGAUCACCGACCUUGUCAUGGUUUCGAGGAGGCCCUUGCAAGAUACAGAGAAAUUGUUCCUUCUUUAAAAUUGUCAGGUUUGUAACAUAUUUCUUUCCAUAUUUCUAGUUCAGUUUCGACUCCAUGCACAGUCAAUGAAAAGGAGUUACUCCUAUGAUUGAAAUGACUGAACUUCAACAUAUGAUCAAUACAGAAAGAGAG